AUGUCGGUCAAAGGAACGAGAUUGACGAUCGGCAAAGCAUCGCUGGCUGUAGGUGCCGGUCUCUUAGGCCUGAGCCUGAUGAGCGUGAUGACGGCCGACGACGGGCCGCCGGACGCCGUCCUCGCGGAGAUGCAGUCAACGACUAAGGAGCUCGCCGAGAAGGUGGGCGGCGCGGUCGCGGGCGCGGCCGCGGCCGUCUUGGACUCCGCGAGGUCGUCACUGGGCGGCGUGCUGGAACUCGCCCCGAAGAAGACCAGGACGGGCAAACACAAGAAGAAGAUCAAGUCAAAGUCCGCGGUGAAAAAGGCGCGCAAGAGGGAGGCAAAGGCUGCGGCUUCGGCGGCGGCGGUGGCGGCCGCGCCCGCGACGCCGCCCAAGAGAAAGACGCCCCCCGCGCGCGAGGAGCCAACCGCGGCGGAUGCAGCGGCGCUGCCAGCCUUUGCGGUCGGCGCGCGCGUCGAGGCGAAGUGGGGCUGGCAGUGGUCCCGCGCCGUCAUCGACCGGGUGAACGACGACGGGACCUACGACGUCGAGUGGGUCGACGAGCCCGACGUGUUCAACACUGUCGCGUCGGCCGACGUGCGCGCGGUGGUCGGCGACGUACCUGCGCCAGCUGCACUACCGCCGGCUGCCGUUCUGGCCGAGCCAGCGCACCCCAAGAGGAAGAAGAAGAAGAAGAAGAAGAAGAAGAAGAAGCUGGCCAAGUUCGCCAGCCUCAGCGAGGCCGCCGCGCCGCCCGCGGCGGCGGCGCCGCCCGCAGCGCCAUCGGCGCCGCCCGCUGCGAGCAACGACGACGACGACAAGCAACCGGUCGCGCCGGACGACCUAUUUGAGAGAGAGAACGACGACUUCAUGGCCGCGGCAGCCUUCGAGGCAACCGAUCACCCAGAAAUCCCGGAAAACGGCGUUGAGUACGACGAGAGACUCAUCGCGAGACUGAACACCCAACUCAAGGGUGUAGAAUUUGUCGACGACGGCGAGCGGUGGCGCGUCCUAAAGGUCAGCUUCGACGCCGAGCACGAUGAGCCGGUCUGUUUCUACCAUGACGCGAAGUUUGGCGACAAGGGCACUAUUGAUGAUUGCGAGUACUCGGCCGUCGACGAGGUCCAGGGCUGGAUCGAAGAACACAGGAGACGCCUCAAGGCCAAGGCGGCGCGCCAAGCAGCGGAGCUCAGCGAGGCCGUGCUGCCAAAGAAGCGCCGUGUUAUUAGUGAUGACGACUUCUCGUCGUUCGCGGCAUCAAUCGGCGACGACGACGACGCGCUGUCCGCGCAGCGGCGCGCGCCGGCGCCCUCGCCCGCGCCCGCGCCGCGGCAACGCACGGUGCCGAAAAAGAAGAAGAAGGACGCGCUCAAGGUGACCCGGGUCGGGGCGGCGACGAUCCCGCGGCGGUGGCCGGCGCCGGCGCCGCGGCCGGUACCGCCGCGCGGCCCCAAAAAGCGGUUCAAGAGCACAAACCUGCCGCGGCCCUCCGCACUGGACCUGAUGCGCGCGACAAUUCUGGGGCCGCCGCGCGCGGCGCCGCCGAUGCUGCAGCCCGUACAACGGGCGGCAGAACCGCCGCCGGGUUGGCGGCAGGCGAAGGCUGCGGCGGUGGCGGUGGCGGUGGCGGCCGCGCCCGCGACGCCGCCCAAGAGAAAGACGCCCCCCGCGCGCGAGGAGGCAACCGCGGCGGAUGCAGCGGCGCUGCCAGCCUUUGCGGUCGGCGCGCGCGUCGAGGCGAAGUGGGGCUGGCAGUGGUCCCGCGCCGUCAUCGACCGGGUGAACGACGACGGGACCUACGACGUCGAGUGGGUCGACGAGCCCGACGUGUUCAACACUGUCGCUGCGGCCGACGUGCGCGUGGCGGUCGGCGACGCGCCCGCGCCCCCUCCCCAAGCCGCGUCCGCGCCCGAGGAGGAGACUCCGCCCGCGGCAGCCGCCGUGGGCAACGAGGGGGAGGAACAUGCCGAGAGCGUGCGGUGGCUGCUGGAUGGCGCCGCGCCCAAAGUCGUCGCGGAGAUGCUGCUCGUCAACGCGUGCUUCGAGAUCGCGUUCGCCCAGGCGAACCCGAAUCGCCCGGAGUCGGCGAGCUACACGCGCUACGAGGCCUACAAGAAGGCCAAGUGCGGAGCGGACGUCAUCGCGCUGGGCGGCAGCAAGAGCGACGUGCUGCACAACUACAAGAAGGGCUUCCUGCGCGUCGUGAAGUGCCCGGCCAUGAUCGGCUACGACCUCGACCGCGACGCCGUGUCCUCGGAGCGGGAGGAGGAGGGGGAGGAGGACGCGCCGCCGGAACCAACGAUGCUGGCGCGGCGCACCGCGCGCCGCGCCCAGAAGCGGGAGCUGUUCGUGGCCGAGUCAGCGACCGUCGACAACAAGAGGGCCAAACGCGUGGCCUGCGAGUGAGUGCCGCUCCCACCG
This is a messenger RNA of Pelagomonas calceolata, 2403 nucleotides long. The record is from the annotation of a GenBank genome assembly. Lineage: Eukaryota; Pelagophyceae; Pelagomonadales; Pelagomonadaceae.